This is a messenger RNA of Syzygium oleosum, 697 nucleotides long. Its product is annotated as 30S ribosomal protein S13, chloroplastic. Lineage: Eukaryota; Viridiplantae; Streptophyta; Magnoliopsida; Myrtales; Myrtaceae. Gene Ontology annotation, molecular function: structural constituent of ribosome; RNA binding. Gene Ontology annotation, cellular component: ribosome; small ribosomal subunit; mitochondrion. The record is from RefSeq and is a predicted model, not a curated record. The transcript has 3 exons. Gene Ontology annotation, biological process: translation. The coding region runs from base 69 to 578 and encodes 169 amino acids.
UAUCUCGAAGUCAGAAAGCUCGCGCUGCUGCCCGGACGACGACGGCGACGCCGACGAAGAAGAAGACGAUGGCACAGGCACUAGCGACGCCGGUGGCGCCGUCACUCUCGCUCAUCAGCAACCGCGGAGGGAGCUCCUCCUCUCCCUUCUCCGCCCUCUCGCUCCCCGUCGCCGCCCCUCCCAAGCUCCAAGGCCUAAGCAUCCGGUGCGCCCGUGUCGGAGGUGUGGAGAUCCCGAACAAUAAGCGCGUCGAGUACUCUCUCCAAUACAUCCACGGCAUCGGCCGGACCCGAGCUCGCCAGAUACUCUGCGACCUCAGCAUGGAGAACAAGAUCACCAAGGAUCUGUCGGAGGAAGAGCUCAUCACGCUCCGUGAUGAAGUUUCCAAGUACAUGAUCGAAGGCGAUUUGAGGCGGUUCAAUGCGCUCAACAUAAGGAGAUUGAAGGAAAUCCAGUGCUACAGAGGGACGAGGCACAUCCAGGGGCUGCCUUGCAGGGGACAGCGCACCAAGAACAAUUGCCGGACGCUGAAGGGCAAGCGCGUCGCUAUUGCAGGGAAGAAGAAAGCGCCUCGUUAGCCAGAUUUAACCGGUUCGUUUUAUCUGUGAUGAUCGCUGAAGCGAGAAACUCGACUUUGAACUCCAUUGUGCAGGAGAAGUAAAACGCGUCUUUUAAGCUAAUGAAAUUUUCUUCAGCA